AUGGCACCUCACUGGCCCAAACCUUGGACUCUGUCUCCUCGUCUGCUGCGGCUGCUUCAAACAGUCUUCGUAGUAAACCCAAAACCCCGAUCAUUGCAGGGAGCAUUUGCGGAGGUGUGUAAUCUCAAAAAGGGUUUCCUCGCUCGGUAUAUUCUCAUGCGUUCGAUAUCAGGAGUGCUGGGUUUAGCAUGGAUCAUCGGAUUCGCUAUCUACUUUCGCAAAAGAUACAAACGGAAAUUGCGCAACGAGGGCAAACUGCCACCUCUUGAGUCGAAGAAAGUGAAGGAAGAGUCUCAAGAGAAGAUCGUCAUACCUCCAGAUCCUGCUAUUCUUUUCGGUCGCCGGGCGGAAGAGCACUAUCCCAGAUCCGAAAGAGCAGAAGCUCCUUCUGCAACCUCCUUACCCCCGGAUAAAUCCCCUGAUGGACCCUCCAAUGAAUCGCUCAAUCAAUAUACAUCAGCGCGUCCUGCAAAUAGUGUAAACAGAAACGAAGAAUAA
Lentinula edodes (shiitake mushroom) is the source of this 498-nucleotide messenger RNA. RefSeq lists its product as uncharacterized. The coding region runs from base 1 to 498 and encodes 165 amino acids. The transcript is spliced from 2 exons. The record is from RefSeq and is a predicted model, not a curated record. Lineage: Eukaryota; Fungi; Basidiomycota; Agaricomycetes; Agaricales; Omphalotaceae.